Messenger RNA from Durusdinium trenchii, 630 nucleotides. The record is from the annotation of a GenBank genome assembly. Lineage: Eukaryota; Dinophyceae; Suessiales; Symbiodiniaceae.
AUGCACGGCGACUUUGCCCGAAAGAUCUCCCCCUCCGAAGAAGCCUUGGCCUUUUACAUUCUCAAGCACCCUCGGAUCUUCCAUCAACGCAAAGUCCUGGUGGUGGGUGCGGGACUGGGCCUGGCCGGCCUAGUUUGCGCCACUUGUACAAAGGCAGAGCAGGUUGUCUUGACAGAUGGUGAUCCUGAGGUUGUGAAGCUCUUGGAAUGUAGCUUGGAACUGAACAAGGAUACCGACACAGCCUCUCUGAAGGUUCAGCAACUGCUGUGGGAGAGAAAGGACUCGUGGCCAGAGCGGGGGUCCUUUGAUAUGGUGCUGGGUGCAGAUGUCGUUUACCUGGAGGAUUUGCAUGCAGCCUUACUGGACAUGAUGGCCCGAGUGCUUCGUCCAGGUGGCCAAGUUCUGCUCUUUGCCUCGAAGCGCCAUGGAUCUCUAGACAAGUUCAUAGCCAGCUCCAAGUCCACUUUCGGAAGCGUAGAGGUCUCAAUGGACUAUGACUUGGAGGUCGAGAAAGCGAUUGGUCGUUCCUCGAAGUGCUUUCCGGUCCUUGUGAAGAUCUCCACACCGCCUGAGGAGCGACGGGAGAUGAGCGAGAACUUCAAUGUGUGUUAUGAAGAAAAUGAUAAAUAA